GUGGAAUUUGUGAAGCGUAUUUUUGAAAAACAUCCAGACAUUGCAUUAGAGUUUUUUCCGAAGAACCCGGUUGUCAAGACAGCUUACAUGAAUGUUCUACUCAGUUUGAUUGAGACUUUGGGCCAGCCGCCUCGAGAAAUAUCAAAGGAUGAUCUGGCUGGUGCAUAUGGUUUACUAAGAUCCAUGAAAGAGGCUGGAUUUAAGUUGGAUUGGUUGGAGAAUAAACUGAAUGAGGUGUUAAAAAAGAAGGAGAGCGAAGAAGCUUAUGAGACUCGAAUGCGAGAAAUCGAGGAAGAGAUGAAAGACUUGAAGGAAAAAGUGUUGGACGUGGCAGCUCCUUUAAGGUUAGAUGAUGUUUUCUAA
Messenger RNA from Arabidopsis lyrata subsp. lyrata, 363 nucleotides. Its product is annotated as MATH domain and coiled-coil domain-containing protein At3g29580. The annotation marks the transcript as partial. Lineage: Eukaryota; Viridiplantae; Streptophyta; Magnoliopsida; Brassicales; Brassicaceae. The record is from RefSeq and is a predicted model, not a curated record. The transcript has a single exon.